Molecule: messenger RNA, 1258 nt
Organism: Cheilinus undulatus (humphead wrasse)
Lineage: Eukaryota; Metazoa; Chordata; Actinopteri; Labriformes; Labridae
Gene: psma8
Product: proteasome 20S subunit alpha 8
Exons: 7
Coding region: 114-869 (251 amino acids)
Biological process (GO): ubiquitin-dependent protein catabolic process
Cellular component (GO): nucleus; proteasome core complex, alpha-subunit complex; proteasome core complex
Source: RefSeq, a predicted model, not a curated record
GCGCUCUUUUCAACAUUAGGAAUCCGCACACAGUGAGCAUCUUAAAGCUAACGAGCUGAAUCAUUUAGUGGAAGUCUUCAAUCUUCCUGUGAGUGUACGCGUGUAACAGUGCAAUGGCGGCAAGAUAUGACAGGGCUAUCACUGUAUUUUCUCCCGAUGGCCAUCUAUUUCAAGUGGAGUAUGCGCAAGAAGCUGUAAAGAAAGGUUCCACAGCGGUGGGAAUCAGAGGUAAAGACAUUGUUGUCCUUGGUGUUGAGAAGAAGUCUGUUGCAAAAUUGCAGGAGGAAAGGACUGUUCGCAAGAUAUGUGCCCUGGAUGAACAUGUCUGCAUGGCAUUCGCAGGUUUGACAGCCGAUGCCCGCAUUGUGAUAAACAGAGCUCGUGUUGAGUGCCAGAGCCACCGGCUAACUGUUGAGGACCCAGUCACAGUGGAAUACAUCACACGCUACAUUGCUACUCUGAAACAGCGCUACACUCAAAGCAACGGGCGCAGGCCGUUUGGCAUCUCUGCGUUAAUUGUCGGCUUUGACUAUGACGGGACUCCCAGGCUGUAUCAGACAGACCCAUCAGGAACCUACCAUGCCUGGAAGGCAAAUGCAAUCGGCCGCAGCGCAAAAACUGUGAGAGAGUUCCUGGAGAAGAAUUACACGGAUGAAGCCAUUGCAGGGGACAACGAGGCAAUCAAAUUGGCCAUCAAGGCUUUGCUUGAGGUUGUCCAGUCAGGAGGCAAAAACAUUGAACUUGCUGUAAUCAGACGAAAUCAGCCACUUAAGAUUUUGGAAUCCAAGGAAAUUGAGACCCUGGUGGCUGAGAUUGAGAAGGAGAAAGAAGAGGAGGCAGAGAAGAAGAAGCAGAAAAAAACUACUUAAGGCAGUUAACUAAGGAUUCUUCUUUAUUGCACUUGGAUUACAAAAGCAUAUUUGGGUUUCAGAUAUCGUUAGUUUUGAGAGUUGAUUUCUCUCAUUUAUUUCAUAAAGAAGGGCUGAACCAAAACUUGAGAUCUGUGGAUGUUGUUGGGGUAAUCCUGUACUAUUUGCGGAGAAUAACAUGCCCUAUUACUUCCAUCAGUUAAGUUCUCUGAUGUUGAAAUAGUGCAUGGCUGGAUCUCAAGUUAGGGUUUAGAUCUGUAUAAAUACAGAAUGUUUUUUAUAUCUCACCAAACAACUCUGAUGGUGAAUAAUCUCUUUGCAAUGUUCAAAAACAUACUGAAACAUAAUACUCAAUAAAAGCGGGCUUGUUUGUAAUAAUUUUUUUUUCA